GCUGCGAAUCGGACGUGUUCGGUAAGCCAGACUUGCGUCAUCCGUGAUUUGGGCCAUAACAAAAACACGUUUACGAAACUUACGUCGUCAUCUCGUUCUGGCCCGCGCGCGUAAACCAAGUCAAAAGAGAAGCCAAAAGCGAAAAGCAGGCCAAAGAAACGGCUACAAAACAAACCGAAAGCAAAACCCCGUCGCCAUCAGCAUUAUCAGCGCGCAUAAUGGAAAUGGCGCCCCUAACAAUCAUGUAAAAUUGGUGUAAAAUGCAGACAAGAUGGAGCCCCGGCAUAAAGGAAAUGGGAAUCGUGCGAACGGCAAUAACACAUCAAAUUGGUAUUAGAAGUUGUUACUCUGACGCCCCGUGCUAACUACAUAUAAAAAAAGGGGGGCGGAAGCUGGGCGUGGCCACAGUGAUACAAAUUGGAGCAGGAGCAGGAGCAGAAUCAUCAACCGCUGCGGGCCCACAUCGUUGCCCGUCUUGCGCUGGUUGCAACAUAAAAGUCAAUUAAUGUACUAUUACAACAACAUCAGGAACAGCAGCAACAGGAGAAACUAACCAGUAGCCUUUACUGAGGGCAAAGAAAGAAGGAGGGAGGAGAAAUUACUGCAAAUUACACGCAACGAGUCCUGAAAGCUGCGGUCCAAGUUGGAGCAGGAUCCGGAAGCCGCCGAGUGGACCGAGGAGGAGGAGUCGGUGUACCAGAAACUAGAGCUGGUACCAUCAGCCCCACCACCGCCGCCUCCCCGUCGCCAUUACCAUCACCAUCAACGCCAUCAGCCACUGCCACUGCCACUCCACUGCCAUCUAUUGUCCAGCGGUGGCAGUGACAACAACAACGAUAACGGAGACGAGAACGAAUACGAAAAGGACGACGAAGACGGCGGCAACAAAAUGACUUUCGUUAACAAGCUGAGCAAAAGCUUCCGCUGGCUGCGCUGCUCGACAUUGUGCGCAAUUUUGUUUUAUAUGUUCUUCAUUGGCCUGAUCCUGCACAGCACCAGCCACAAGCUGCAGCAGCAGCUGAAGGAGCAGGCCAGCAGCACCAGUAGCAGCAGCAGCAGUAGCAGUAGCAGCACGCAGGCAGAGGGAAAAAUGGCGCCCAACGUGGGGCAUAAUGGCGCCCAACGACGGCCGGAACUGGAGCAGCAACAAAAACACGAGGAAAAGCUGAGGUCUCAGCCUGUGGCAAACAAUUUGGAUUUGGGGAACGAAUCUCCCCAUCUCCCCCAUCCACAUGAACAUCCACCCCACCCACAAAAAGUGCAAAGUGCGGCUGCCAGCAAUGCCAGCAAAUCCCCUAACCAGCCAGAAACAGUUAUUUUAGCGGCCAGCAAUGUGAAUGAGAAGCAAAUACUGGCAAAAGCUUUCAAACGGGCCGAUCGUAAUCGCGAUGGCAUUCUGUCCAUUCAGGAGAUGGGCCAGUACAUCAACCGCCGGAUCGUGGAGCACAUUGAUGAGGCUAUUAUGAACAAUGCCCGCGAAUUCCAACGCGUGGACAUCGGACCCGCCGACGGGUUGAUCACCUGGGAUGAGUACCACCGGUUCUUUUUGAGGGAGCACGGCAUGACGGAGGCGGAUAUCGAUGAGCAUGACGAGAUCCGGCACACGGCACUGAAUCGACGGGCCAGGGAGGACAUGAUGAGGGACAAGGCCCGCUGGUCGGAGGCAGCUCGAACCGAUCUGUUCACGCUGACCAUCGAUGAGUACUUAAGUUUCCGGCAUCCCGAGUCCAGUGUGUCCAAUCUUUUGGAGCUGGUGGAUGAUCUGCUGCGCCAGUUCGAUCAGGAUGGUGACGAUCAGCUAACGUUGGAGGAGUUCUCCGAUCUCAAUGUCGACGAUGACGACGACCUGAUGCGCAAGUCUCUCAUAUCGAAGACUCUGGUGGAGCGACGUGAGGAGUUUAAGCGGAUAAUCGACAGGAACCACGAUGGCAAGGCUGAUCGGGGGGAACUCCUGAACUAUGUGAAUCCUAAGACACCGCGGUAUGCUCUCCAAGAGGCGGCCACUUUGUUCAGCCUGUGUGACGAAAACAAGGACGAACUGCUGACCCUCAAGGAGAUGACUGACCAUGCUGAGAUAUUUCUGCAAUCCAAAAUGAUCGACACGGCUAACAGUUUUCACACGGAAUUCUAAUUUUCUUCUUCACCAUCACUACCCUUACCCCUUUGAGCAUUUAUAGUGAUAUUAAUUUGUAAGUUUUUGCACUUAAAAUAGCUAAUUUAGUUGCAAAAAGUGUUUUUGUUAAUACUUUUCAUGAAACACUAAGAUCAGAUGUAAUGCAUGAAAAAAGAAAAUCAUUUCCUGUGUGAUUUUUCAAUAAUUAACUUUUAAGAAUGCAAAGCAAACAACAUUUGACACAAAUACUCCAAAU
This is a messenger RNA of Drosophila rhopaloa, 2369 nucleotides long. RefSeq names its product 45 kDa calcium-binding protein (gene myd). The transcript has 4 exons. NCBI's taxonomy places the organism in Eukaryota, Metazoa, Arthropoda, Insecta, Diptera, Drosophilidae. Gene Ontology annotation, cellular component: endoplasmic reticulum. Gene Ontology annotation, biological process: calcium-ion regulated exocytosis. Bases 890 to 2131 code for a protein of 413 amino acids. Gene Ontology annotation, molecular function: calcium ion binding. The record is from RefSeq and is a predicted model, not a curated record.